Messenger RNA from Guillardia theta CCMP2712, 1296 nucleotides. RefSeq lists its product as hypothetical. The record is from RefSeq and is a predicted model, not a curated record. Bases 1 to 1296 code for a protein of 431 amino acids. The transcript has 9 exons. Lineage: Eukaryota; Cryptophyceae; Pyrenomonadales; Geminigeraceae.
AUGGAGACUGGGUGCUCUGUCAUGGAGGAUCCAGAGCAGUUGGUGUUGAAAGACAUGAAAGAAGCUGAGGAUGGAGUCCAGACAGAGUUGGAGCAUGCUGAAAGUAGCAACUCCCGACCCGUGGCGGACAUGUCAGAUGAAUAUCGCUGCGCCAUGGCAGGAAGGGGCGCGCGCGAUGUCUUCAAGGAUGAUGAUGAUGAGGAGGAGGGCGGUUUCUUUCUCACAGGAACAGAUAUGGAGGAGAUCGUGCAGAAGGAAGCGAAUGGUGACAAGUCCGAGGAGGAUCAUGAAGAGGCAGUGGGAGGAAACGUCAGGAUCGAGGCAGUGGAAGAGGCCGAUGAGAGGGAGGAGGGAGGAGGUGAGCAGGAAGUCGCGGAGGACGAAGAGGGGGAGGAGUCGCCGAGUCAAAGGUUCAGGAGAAUGGAUGGUGUGGAGGAGGAGAAGGCAAGGGAGGACGAGGAGGACGAGGACGAGGAUCAAGACGGCGACAUCGAGUUUGUUGACUCUGAAGUCCGUCGACGCUUUCGGAACAUCAUCUUGCAGCGGGGGGUGGAGGAGACUGGAGAGGAGACAACUGCGAUGGAGCCCAGGGGAGACGAGGGAACACAGCUGGGAAAGACACAGGCACAAGACGCAGACUUGAUGGAGGAGGAGGAGGAGGAGGAGGAGACAGCGGGGGAGGAGAGGUAUGAGGAGAACAAGGCCAUGCAAGAGGAGCUGGAGGUGAGGAGGUCGAGGGUUGAGAGCAUUCACGGGGAGCUGGAAGAGUACGUGAGCUACUUGCACUCAAAGAAGCUGGAGGAGGAGGACGAGCCUCUUGUGACCUUCCCUGACAACUAUGCAGAGGUACUUGCGGACGAGGAGGCGAAGGUCAUCGAGAGCCAAGAAGGGUUUGCAACUGCAAGGGGGGACGGACUGGGCAGCUCAGGGGAACAUGCUGCAUCGUCGAUAGCAGAGAGCGAAGAGGAGGAGCAAGUGAACAAAGCACGGGAGAAGAUGAGACGUCUCGACAAACUUCUCGGUGAUAAACUCCGAGCCAGUCGGAGGAUCCGACUAGAGGGAGAAGCAUCUGCAAGUGCCGCGAGGAUCCUCGCCAAGUCGGAGGACGAGAGGGGGGCGCACGUGCGGGCCGAUUCUCGCGAUACUCAGCUGGAGGGGAGGCCGAGGAGCUCAGCUGCUGCCGUCAAGAGAGCGCUGAGCAGCAGGGAACGAGGUGGUGGAGAGCUGGAGAAGUUGACGGCCAAGUACGGGAGCAGGUUGGGGCUGACGGAGGAGCAAGACAAGCGGGUGGUAUGA